Durotheca rogersii is the source of this 540-nucleotide messenger RNA. RefSeq lists its product as uncharacterized. The transcript is spliced from 4 exons. The record is from RefSeq and is a predicted model, not a curated record. Lineage: Eukaryota; Fungi; Ascomycota; Sordariomycetes; Xylariales; Xylariaceae. Bases 147 to 446 code for a protein of 99 amino acids.
CAUGGUAGACUAAGUAAGGGACACAGCCCGCGCUGGUGCUAAGGGCUUCGGAGCCGAAACCAAGAAGAUGCUUGUGCGUUUCGAAGCCUCGACGUAUAUGUACCAGCACCCUCCAGACGCACUCGUGUUACAAUUACUACCCCGGGAUGCUACCUUUUCGCACUUUCAGUAUUUUAUCGCCUACAUGCACUCUGUUAGCGAUGCUUGCAAGUGCCGGGCCUGUGCCCUUAUGUCGCCGUCGACGGCCAAGCAGUAAUACGUGGCUCGCUAAUCAGCACGUAGUAGUACAUGGAGACGCUAUAAUCGUCAAGAAUCCGCGGCGAGCUCGGCGUCCGGCGAUUUGCAAUGGGGGCCGGGCGGGCGACAUAGGAGAACUGUGCCUAGCAGAGACCGCGAGACCAUCAUCUUGUUGGUUAAGCGCUUUACGGACUGAUCUACAAUUCUAGAACAGGGCAUGCCAAGACGCGGCUGGCCGUGGGCCUAUCCAAGGAACCUGGCCCUCGCCUUUUACGACCGAACCUAUCAAGGCCUACUUCGCUA